CGUGCUUCCGGUGGACAUGGCGGCGGCCGUGGCUGCAGUCAUGCGAGGGGGUCUCCUGCCCCGGGCGGGCCGGCUGCCCACCUUGCAGACUGUACGCCACGGCUCCAAGGCUGUCACCCGCCACCGUCGUGUGAUGAACUUUGAACGGCAGAAGCUGAUGGCUGUGACUGAGUAUAUCGCCCCUAAACCUACUGUGCACCCGAGAUGCCUGCCGCCCCCUCCCAGCCCCCCCAAGGAGGAGACAGGCCUCGUCCGGCUCCUGAAGCGAGAGGUAGCAGCAGUGUUCAGGGACAACCGGAUGAUUGCCGUCUGCCAGAACGUGCCUCUGAGCGCUGAGGACAAGCUGCUCCUACGGCACCAGCUGCGCAAGCACAAGAUCCUGGUGAAGGUCUUCCCCAACCAGGUCCUGAAGCCUUUCCUGGAGCAGUCCAAGUACCAAAACCUGCUGCCCCUUUUUGUGGGGCAUAACAUGCUGCUGGUCAGCGAGGAGCCCAAGGUCAAGGAGAUGGUGCGCAUCCUGAGGACGGUGCCUUUCCUGCCGCUGCUCGGUGGCUGCGUCGAUGAUACCAUUGUCAGCCGGCAGGGCUUCAUCCACUACUCCAAGCUGCCCAGCCUGGCCCUGCUGCAGGCAGAGCUGGUCGGAGGGCUUGCCCUCCUUGGGGCCCGUACCCACCACCUGCUACAACACCAGCCCGCCCGGCUGACCUCCCUGCUGGAUCAUUACAUCAGACAGCAACGUGACAGAGACUCUGCCGUGUCCGCCAGUGGGAAGCCAGACCCUCCUGACCCUGUUCCAGACUCCUAGGCAGCUUGUUAAGCCCUGCUCUCCCCAUGCCUGGACUCUGCCCCACCUGGCUAUGCAGAGGCCUGGAAGAACUUGGGGUGAGGAGUGAUAGUAGCGUCCGCUGGUGCCAGACCAGGCAUGAUGCAGAGCACUUGGGGGAGGCUGGCAGCUGUGCCACUGUCUUCCUCUUCCCUACUUGCUACCCGACGGGAGCUGAAGCACUUUCAGCUCUCCAGCGGAGCUGCAAAGACUAGGACAGCAGCCCUCGAUCAUGGUCCCUUGCUGCGUGUGUCUCCCCAGUCCCCUUGUGCGUGCAACCUGCCAUGGCUCAGUUAAGUCACGGUUCCAGGAGUGGCACCCUUACAGAGCUUGCCGAGUACCAGGCUCUGGGCUGUGUCUGUGUGUCAGUUCUUCCAUCCUGCACCAUACUGGGCCCCUUCCACAGAGAAGAAAUUGGGGGGGCAGGGAAGAGUCUACACAAGGUCACACAGCUAGUGAAUGGCAGCACAGGUGGCUACCGGACCCAGCUGGUUGGAAGACCUUACCCUGAAUUUUGUCGCUGGGACUUUGUUCUCACCUUGUGACUUUAUGAGCAAAUAAAACACAUUUUUCCUUA
Molecule: messenger RNA, 1400 nt
Organism: Ochotona curzoniae (black-lipped pika)
Lineage: Eukaryota; Metazoa; Chordata; Mammalia; Lagomorpha; Ochotonidae
Gene: MRPL10
Product: mitochondrial ribosomal protein L10
Exons: 5
Coding region: 17-805 (262 amino acids)
Biological process (GO): translation
Cellular component (GO): mitochondrial large ribosomal subunit
Molecular function (GO): structural constituent of ribosome
Source: RefSeq, a predicted model, not a curated record